AACCAUCCACCAACCAAAAUUAUUUGCAUGUGUUCUUCCUCAUAUACAUAUAUUUCAGGAGCAAAUUAAAGGGUGGUUUCUCUUUUCUUGAGAUCUUUUGGACAUUCUCCGAUCUCCAUGGAAGUAGAAGGUGCUAAAUCACAGUCUUUGAGCCUUGAACAGGACCAAGAAAAGGGUAGCCAAAAUGUUGGUGAUGAACAUGCCCCACCUACUGCUCAUACCAUCGACCAUGAUUCUUGGCAACAAGUGGGGUUGAUGUUAGUGACAAGCUUCAACUGUGGUUGGAUACUGACAUUUUCUAACUUAAUUAUGGUGCCACUGGGUUGGACUUGGGGCAUUCUCUGUCUUGUUGUUGUGGGAUUCUACACUGCUUAUGGCAACUGGCUCUUGGCUGCAUUUCACUUCAUUGAUGGCAAAAGAUUCAUCAGAUACAGAGACCUCAUGGGAUUCACUUAUGGGAAGAAGCUGUAUCAUGUCACAUGGAUUUUCCAGUUUUUAACUCUACUUCUUGGAAACAUGGGUUUCAUCCUACUCGGAGGCAAGGCACUUAAGGAAAUAAAUUCAGAAUUUAGUGAUUCACCGUUGAGGCUCCAAUUUUACAUAGUGAUUACAGGAGCUGCCUACUUUGUGUUUGCAUUUUUCGUCCCAACAAUAUCUGCAAUGAGAAAUUGGCUUGGAGCUUCUGCAAUUCUCACCCUCUCCUAUAUAGUACUGCUUCUAAUUGUUCUAGUCAAAGAUGGAAAAGCAAAUUCGGACAAAAACUAUGAUAUAAGUGGAAGCGAGGUUAGCAAGGUUUUCAAUGCGUUUGGAGCUAUUUCUGCAAUCAUAGUCGCCAAUACCGGUGGUCUACUUCUUGAGAUACAGUCCACACUACGUAAGCCAGCGGUGAAGAACAUGAGGAAGGCCUUGUAUUCACAAUACACGGUGGGAGUGAUGUUUUACUAUGGAGUCACCAUUUUGGGAUAUUGGGCUUAUGGAUCAAUUGUGUCCUCAUAUCUCCCUGAAAACUUGAGUGGGCCCAGAUGGAUCAACGUCCUUGUUAAUGCUAUUAAUUUUCUUCAGUCCAUUAUCUCCCAACAUAUGUUUGUAGCACCAAUUCAUGAGACAUUGGACACAAAAUUCUUGGACAUUAAGAAGGGAAUGCAUUCAGGGGAGAACUUUAAGAGAUUAUUUCUGGUGCGAGGAGUGUUUUUCUCAGGGAACACUCUGGUGGCAGCUGCAUUCCCCUUUAUGGGUGACUUUGUCAAUUUGCUUGGCUCAUUCUCACUUGUGCCCCUCACCUUCAUGUUCCCCAGCAUGGUCUUCAUUAAGGUUAAAGGAAAGAUAGCAACAAGAGAGAAUAAGGCAUGGCAUUGGUUCAACAUUAUCUUUUCUUUUCUGCUUACCAUUGCAACCACAAUAUCUGCGGUUCGAUUGAUUGUUGAUAACAUUCAGAAGUAUCACUUCUUUGCAGAUGCAUGAUAAUGAUACUGCAUGUAUCUUUCCUUAGCUUGUAUCUAAAUAUGAUUGGGCUUGCAUGUACCUAAUUAUUUGAUGAUGAGAAUGAGUUAUUGGCUUAUUGCAAAAUAAAACUGAGGGGGAAAAAAUAAAAAAGAAAAUCAGUCAUUAAUGAUUGUUACUUAUUAGGGGGUUAAUCCUCUAUUACUCCAUCUA
Messenger RNA from Arachis duranensis, 1653 nucleotides. Its product is annotated as proline transporter 2. Gene Ontology annotation, cellular component: plasma membrane. The transcript has 8 exons. The record is from RefSeq and is a predicted model, not a curated record. Bases 118 to 1461 code for a protein of 447 amino acids. NCBI's taxonomy places the organism in Eukaryota, Viridiplantae, Streptophyta, Magnoliopsida, Fabales, Fabaceae.